ACAGAGCAGCAGCAGCUAUGCUUCACUCAUCCAUCCUCGCCAUCACGGCUCUCUUCCUCUCCGCGACGACAUCCGUCAUCGCCCUCCCAGCAGCUGAAGCUGACUUGGCGGCUCUUGAACACGACACCGCUGAGGCCGCCGCUCAUCUGUUCAAGCGUGCUUCGCCUGACCCAACCGACACCACCUUUAUUAAGAACGUUCUUAAUACCGUCAACCCCAUUAGGUCCAAGUUCAAGGCCAACCCCCUCGCUUGGGAUGCCACGCUUGCGAGCUUUGCGUUGAAAAAGUCCAACGGUUGUAUGCUCAAUCAUACUGGCCCCUAUGGCGAAAACGCCUACUGGUGGUGGACCAUUCCGGCAACCAGCACCCCCAACUUUGCUACCACCGUCACCAACGCCUUUAAGUCCUGGACCUCCCAGGCGGAGAUUUCCGCCUACCAACAAGGUGACCUGCUGGGCGGCGGCCACUUUACGCAGACGGUGUGGAAGGCGAGUACACGAAUCGGGUGCGCGUUUAGCACCAACAGGUGCGUGCAGAAUCCGAACCAGGAUUGGUGGUUUUAUUGCGAGUUUUCGCCUAGGGGGAAUUUGGUGGGUGCUUAUCCUGGGAAUGUCACGGUGGUUUGA
Molecule: messenger RNA, 626 nt
Organism: Neurospora tetrasperma FGSC 2508
Lineage: Eukaryota; Fungi; Ascomycota; Sordariomycetes; Sordariales; Sordariaceae
Exons: 2
Coding region: 18-626 (202 amino acids)
Source: RefSeq, a predicted model, not a curated record